Messenger RNA from Paramisgurnus dabryanus, 2348 nucleotides. It is a transcript of the gene slc35d3, whose product is annotated as solute carrier family 35 member D3. Lineage: Eukaryota; Metazoa; Chordata; Actinopteri; Cypriniformes; Cobitidae. The record is from RefSeq and is a predicted model, not a curated record.
AUAUGGCUGAAUGGUUAACUGGAUGACCUUGAAUGACCAACAGUAAAUAAGUUUUGAAGCUAAAACUGGCUUAAGAUAAUGCAGCCAUGUUCCGGGUGAAGUUACAAUAAAGGUUUCCUUUAAUCUAAGCACAGCUUGCUUUGCAGUCUGUUUCUGACUACCUAAGAGAAGUAAAAAUGUGUUAAGCACGACAAAUAAAUGGAUUGGCUGCAGUGAACACACACGCGCACAGUGAGAGCCCUGUUGAGUGUCGCAUUUAUUCAGUAACCCAGUGCUCGUGUGAAUUACGCACGAGAGCGCAGCAGUGGACGCAGAGGUUCAGUGCGUAACGAAGACACCGGCAACCCCCAGUCAACGAGGACGAUUGUUUUUUUUUUAUUUAAACAAAGUAUCUUAUUCGUUCAUGCCGGUUUAUGGUUUAUAUAUUCCCUCACCUCACUUAUUCAUGGGAACGUAUGCCGAUAGGACAGAUUUUUGCGCGCAUUGAGUUUUGAUUUCAGCGCGUGAUCAAAAACUUAAUUUUUCCAUCAAUUUGUGCUGGAGAGUAUCCGUGUAACAUUUUUUAUCCGGUCAUCUGAUUUUUAAAAGAAAAUAUAAAAGGAGACAUGGAAGUUUGCAAAGGACGUUUGUUGGGCAUCUCGGUGGCCGUGGCGCAUGGAUUUUUUUCGGGAUCGCUAAAUAUUCUAUUGAAAUUUCUGAUCACGACCUAUAGCUUCACAUAUCUCACUUUAAUUCAGUUUCUCACCAGCAGCACUGCGGCUAUAACGUUGGAGGUGCUGAGGAGACUGGGCAAGAUAGAUAUACCACCCUUCAGCUUCCACUUAGUGAAAGUUUUUGCGAGUGUUUGUAUUUUGGCAACGCUGCAGUCCACAUUAACCCUCUGGUCACUCAGAGGAUUGAGUUUACCUAUGUAUGUGGUAUUUAAACGAUGUUUACCUUUAGUAACGUUGGGAAUUGGAGUGUGUGUCCUGAAGAAUGGCAUCCCAUCACCUGGGGUUAUAACAGCAGUUAUCAUCACAACUGGAGGAGCAGCAUUAGCUGGAGCUGGAGAUUUAACAGGUGACCCUUUCGGCUACGUGACGGGCGUUUUAGCUGUAAUUGUUCAUGCCUCCUACUUGGUCCUCAUCCAAAAAGCAAGUGGAGAUAGUGACUAUGGUCCUCUCACCGCCCAGUAUACCAUUGCAGUGGUGGCUUCGCCUAUCCUGUUUAUCUGCUCCCUUGUAAGCAUGGACGCCAUUGAUAUGUGGACGUAUGAAGGUUGGAAGAAUCCACACAUUACGGGCAUCUUCUGUUCUUGCAUUCUCAUUGGUUGUGCCAUGAACUUCACCACACUGCACUGUACCUACAUCAACUCUGCUGUGACCACCAGCUUUGUAGGGGUGGUAAAGAGCAUAGCCACAAUCACGGUGGGCAUGCUGGCCUUCAGCGAUGUCACACCGACUAACCUGUUUGUGGCAGGUGUGGUGGUUAACACGGUUGGCUCCAUCACGUACUGCGUGGUGAAAUAUUAUGAGACCCAAAAGAAGCUAGCUUACAAAGAUAUGGACGAGUCGGCCAAGGAUGAAGAAGUGGCGGGAGAACCGUAUGUGGAACCAACCAAGCCUGACGGAGAUAUGGAAAUUCUUCCCAACAAUCUGGAGAAUAUUCCCAAUGGCAGCUUAAUGGCACCGGGUGAGGGUGACCAGGGUCCUAUUCGUGAGAAUAAAGUCGCAGAGUCCAUAGAGUUAGAAAGACCAGCGGUGCCAUCAGACAGCGAGCCUACGAGACAAUCUUUUAGUGAUGGUUACGUAGGUGUCUUGAGAUCUGUUCGUACCUUGAAGUUCUUAAAAAAAGACACUUUACUUGACAAUAUGGAAGUUCAGAGUCCUUGAUGAUUGUUUUUUUGCUCGUCAGCAGUGCAUGUUAAGUAUAAGUAUUGUUAGAAACAGAUGACGUGAACAAUGAUUGCCUUUUUCUCUCCCAAACGUGGUUUUAUGAAAAACAUUUAUUUUUUUAAAAAGGUCUGUUUGUACAUUUGAGGGAUUAUAACUUUGAAUGAAAUGCAUACUGUAUAACACUAAAUAUGAAUUUGUGAAAUCCCCAGAAAAAAGAUAUUGUUAUUUAUUUAAUUAUAUUAUAAUGGAUUGUUUAAUUUAAUUAAUCUUGCUCACCCAAUGUAAAAAAAUUAUUUCAAAAUAAUUCAGUUUGAAAAAACUAAUUCAAUAACAAGGCAACCUUAUAUGAAUUCAAUUGUUUUUGAUUUUGAAUGACCCUUUGUUUCCAUGCACGCAAUCUAUGUGCCCGUAUAUUUUGUGUUUUGUCCAAGAAUGCAGUUCUUGAAAUGAAGGCAUUAAAUUUUCCCAUUAACA